AGCAGGAAUCCCUGUCUGUGAUGGCAUCCUUCUGAUCUGUCUUCUUUCUACAAGACACAGCCUAGAAAGAAGAUUAUUUUGCCACUGUAGUUGUCCUGUUUAGCAGCACACUGAGAGCAAUGGAAGGAGAUGGGGACUUUGUACAUUGUGGAUCUGCACUUGUGAAAACUGAAAGACCUCAACUUGUGGAAAAGAGCAAUACCACAUCAGAAGUGUGGAGAUACUUUGGUUUCCAACCUGGUAGUGACGGUAGGCCAGAAAAUAUUGAAACCCCAGUCUGCAAGAUCUGUUUCCGAGUCAUUCCUGCUAAGGCCUCAAACACAAGCAAUCUUUAUGCACAUCUAAAAUCCCAGCACCCUCACAUUUACAUUGAGGUCAAAAGCAAACCCAACCAGGCGCCAACUACUACAGCUUCAUCUGGGGAACCAAACAAAGAUCAGACAACUACGAUGCGGGAAAUCUUUCAGCGAAAAGAUAAAUUUGAUCCGAAACCCCGAGAGCACAAGGAGCUGACUAAAGCUGUGACGUACUUUGUCACCAAGGAUAGGAUGCCUCUGAAUACUCUUUCCAAGCCUGGCUUUCAGCACCUCUUGAGCAAGUUUAACCCUAAAUAUGAGCUGCCGAGCAAGAACUACUUCUCUAGAGUAGCUAUUCCAUCACUCUAUGCAGAUGUUCGCAAAGUUGUGGAGAGAGAAUUAAAGAAUGGGGAUUGUUUUGCUGCAACUGUUGAAACAUGGACAUGCAGAGGCAAUGAAAUGUACCUAACAUGUGGGGUUCAGUAUGUGGAUAGUGAUUGGAUCCUCAAAACACACUGUCUGCAGACCCAGUACUUACCAGAUGAACACACUGGUCAGAGUUUUAAGUGUGCUCUUGAAGAUGUGCUGGAGGAAUGGGGGUUAGAUCCUACUAGCCUUGUUGCUGUCACUACAGAUAAUGGAUCCACUGUUAAACAUGCCUGUGAGUUGUUAGGCUGGAAAAGAAUUAGCUGCUUCAGCCAGAACCUGCAAAGUUCAAUCCAAAAGGGUCUUGAAGAUUCGCGCAUUGAACGAAUUAUCCAGCUAUCUCGUCAAAUAUUCUCUCAAUUUUCACGCAGUUGCAAAAGGAAGCGGGAUUUUUCUAUAGCUCAGGGUCAGAAGGGGCUUCCAAGAAAUUCACUAAAAGCAGAUGUUAACAACCAGUGGGGAACAACUUUGGAUAUGCUUGAAAGGUUUCUUGAGCAACAGGAUGCAAUCAGAGCUGUAUUAGCCCAUGACCGUAAGAUAUGUCGUCUUGUUCCAACAUGGCAAGACAUUGAUGUUCUUGAGUCCAUUGUAAGUGUUUUACGCCCAUUCCGUGAAAUGACAGAAGCUCUGUCUUCUGAGAAAUUCAUUGCCAUUUCAGCAAUAAAUCCUCUUAUAAAACACAUAUGUAAUGAUCUUGUAAGAGAGGAACAAGAGGAGUUAACUCUUGGGUUUCUAAUGAGAAUGAGAAUAAAGCGAGACCUUGAAAUACGAUAUGGAGACCCAGAAUUGGUACAUUUUCUGGAUAAAGUUACAUUCAUUGACCCCCGGUUCGGUCCCACAUGUGUAGACAAUCUAGAGAAUGUUCUGCAGCAGAUUAAAGGAGAAGUACUUGCUGGCAAAGUGGCUGAAGAACCCUCAAUAUUUCAAAUAGGCUAUGAUGGUUCAACACUUUCUCCAUCAAGCUCUUGUAGUUGGUAUGAUCGAGAUAGCCCAGGGCCAAGUCAUCCAAAGAAAGCUAAAUAUGGAGGAGGUCUUGCAAAGGUAUUUGGAAAGCAGAGUGGAGAUGGAGACACAGACAAAACGGUAACUACUUCAGUUUCUCUGCAGGAGCAGCUUGAUCGAGAGCUGGACUUUUAUUUCAAGGAACCAAAACUCUCCCUGGAAAACUGUCCUCUUCAAUGGUGGAAAGCCACCCAGAAUUGUCUGCCCUUGUUAGCAAAACUAGCCAGAAAGUAUCUCUGCAUCUCUGCAACGAAUGUGGCAUCAGAAAGAGCGUUCAACAGAAGUACUUCUGCGUUUGCCGAGUAUCGAAGCAGCGUGAAACCAAAACAUAUGGACCAGGUGGUGUUCUUAGCUGAAAACCUCCCAUGAGC
This is a messenger RNA of Mobula hypostoma (lesser devil ray), 2095 nucleotides long. RefSeq names its product E3 SUMO-protein ligase ZBED1-like. Bases 120 to 2093 code for a protein of 657 amino acids. NCBI's taxonomy places the organism in Eukaryota, Metazoa, Chordata, Chondrichthyes, Myliobatiformes, Myliobatidae. The transcript has a single exon. Gene Ontology annotation, molecular function: protein dimerization activity; DNA binding. The record is from RefSeq and is a predicted model, not a curated record.